Messenger RNA from Ectocarpus sp. CCAP 1310/34, 1393 nucleotides. NCBI's taxonomy places the organism in Eukaryota, Phaeophyceae, Ectocarpales, Ectocarpaceae. The record is from the annotation of a GenBank genome assembly.
GCUCGCCUUCCGAAGGCAAUUCACCUCAGGCAUCGUUUAGAAAUCCUCGGCAUGGAAGAAAACAACAAGCGCAGGGCCGCUGCUCCGCUGAAGGCCCGGGUGGCAAGCAUAUUCCUGGUCAUCAAUGCCUCUACUAUCCUCCUCCAUGUCGGACAUGGGUCAACCAGCCUACCGUCCUCUUCGAGCGAGGCCUGCGUCGAAGAGGCCGCCGCUUGCUACGACUCGGCCUUGUGCUGGGACUGUGUCGCGCAGUUCGCGGAAGACGGUGUCGACAGCUGCGGGGAGCGCUACCCCGCCAUGUCCAACUCCGGCGCCAGCGACUGCGACGUCGCGUCUGCCCUGUUCUGCUGCAGCUUCUACGUCAGCGGGCAAGACUGCCUGGAUGACGCGGUAACGAUGGAGUUCUUCCAGUGUGGGCUGGAAGAGAGCGGAUGCACCCUCUCCGACUCGGAUUGCUCUGCGGGCGACAGCAGUUCCACCCCUUCCGCCUCUGAUUCUGCCCCUGCCGCGUUGUCCACGUCGACUCCGGUUUCUCUCUUGCCUGGACCAACCCCGGCUCCAUACACUGCUGUUUCUUCCCCCCCUACACCUACCCCUUCCCCAUCCGCCGCAGCGACUCCGGCUACCAUGCAACCAGCCCUGCCAACAGUAUCCCAGACGGAUCCGCAGACACCAUCCCCCAAUGUGUCCUUCACACCAGCCCAAACUGCCACCUCCACAUCAUCACCGACUGCAUCGCCAACAGCGACGGCCUCCUUGGCCGCUCAGACGUCAAGACCAACGGCGAGCCCAGAAGCAGAGACCGCUGCUCCGGAUCAGACCUCCGGUACCAUGGCCCCGGCGUCGUCGGGCUCUGACGUACGAGAUCUGGGGUUUACACCAUCCCCUGCUAGUGGCUUGGUCGACGGCAGCGAUAUUGAUGGAAACGAGGUUACGGCCGCCCCCAGUUCUAGCGGCACUGGCCAGACGGAUGAUGAACCGAAUGAAGGCGUUGUCGAGAGUACGAGCGGAGCCGUGACGCGGAUACCGCUCGGAGGGAGGGGCGGCCUUGAAGGGCGUUGUGUUGUAUUGCUAGCGGUAGUUGGGGCUUGGGGCGCCGCUGCAGUGAUGGCGGUGUAAGGCGUGCGUGCUUUUCUUCAAAGCAUGGCAGGCUAGGGCUUGUCUGGUGCUUGUCCGGUCGCCUUGGUGACUUUGUUGUAUCCCUAGUUGUACGUUGCUGACGUUUCGAUGUGAGCUUUUACCUCGGCGAUGUCGUUAGCCCAGGGGUUGAACGUACAUGCGGGAAGCAAGUUUCAGCGACUUCACCCACCAUGUGCGAAUAAAUGUUGAACUUUACGGUCGACGAGGGAACGAAAUGGUUGAAUCUUUCUCGUCAGCAAUAGAGGCCGAAAAC